UGCCUCGUAUUACUAAACUUCGACAUUCGUGUGAUACUCGACUCGAGGCGAUAGGUGAUUCGAGUAGAACGGCGCGCACCGGACGCACGCCUUCAUGUUCAUAUUACGAUAUAUCUCAGAUGUCUUCGAAAGUGAGUUGGUUUGCUUGAGUGAUUAAGCCGCCAAGAAAACAACGAAUGAAAGAAAUGUGAAUUUUGUGUUUUGGUGUUAAAGUCUAACUUGACUUGUGUAUAAAAAAGUUUACCGAUGAGUAUCACGUGUGACUGUUGAUCCUGUUUUGCUGAAACUAUCCCGCCAUGGAGACUGAAGAACUUACUAAACUUGUCGAUGGCAUAUACAAGAAUAUCCUGGAUAAAUUCAAUCCAGGAGCGCGGCAGAUGAUAACCGCUGGUAAAGCCUAUCUAAAAGCUUUGCACGGUGCUGCCGCUGCAUCUCGCCUGUAUGUGGACGCGGUGGGGAAGCUGGGACGACAAGCUCAGCAAGGCACUUGGGGAGGAUGUGCCGAUAUAGGGACUGCGUUGAUGAAGGUCGUUGAAGUGUAUCGAGAAAUCCAAGACCAACAGAUGAAUAUCCUGAAAGCUUUCUACGUAGAUUUGUUGGUGCCCCUGGAAACUAACCUGGAGAAAGAUACAAAAGUAGUACAGUCGGAACAAAAGAGGUUCUUGCAACAGCACAAGCUGCGUUCAGAGAGCUACAGUAAAGCCGCAGCCACUAUCAAGAAACAGAGGAAGAAGAAGCCCAACGCUACUAAAGCUGGUUCUGCUAUGGACAAGGAAAUGAAAAACAUGCAGAUUCUGGAAGAGGAGAAAACUAAAUUAGAUGCGUUUUGCGAGCAAAGCUUGAAGAAUGCUAUGACCCAAGAACGUCGACGGUACGGUUUUGUACUUGAAAGGCAGUGCUCACUUGCUAAACAUUGGUUAGCUUACCAUUCCGCGGGGGCAAACGCAUAUAACGCAGGCUUGGAAGAGUGGCUUGAAGUGUCCAGGACAAGGGAAUACCUUCCACCCAACGUUGAAGCCAUGUUUGUCAGCAGAAUGAGGCAAGUUUCUUUCUGGGCCGAUGAAGAUGUGUAUGCGAGUCCUCGAAUGGGAGACGACGAUGACCGAGCUUCAGUUGGUUCAGCAUUGAGGAAGACACGCUCUGUCGAUGCUUCGUGUCUCGAUGUGAGGUCAAUCGCGGAUUUGGGAUCGCCUGCACAAGGACUUUCGAGAGCCAAGUCCGAUUUUAAUCUGCAAACUUUGCCAUCUGGUGAUCAAGACAACGAAUCUCGCACAGCAACCCGUCCAACAUCUCUUGCUCCACCCACCUGCACAUCCCGAGACCCUCCUUUGGCCCGAGCUCUGUACGCCUACGCAGCAGCCGGUGACAAUCAGCUCAGCUUCCAACAGGGAGACGUGUUGGCACUGUUAGGAGAGAGGACCAAGGGCUGGCAGUAUGGAGAGAACAUGCGUACACAUCAAGCUGGCUGGUUCCCUUUGGCUUACACUGAGCCUAUUGUUAAUGAUGAUACCACGGGCAAUUCUCCGGCCCGCUGGAGCAGCGCCCAGACGCCGAGCGAAGCUCCUCCGCCUGCGCCCUUGACCCAUGCGCAAGGAUCUAGUACGCCAACCGUCCACGCCGGUCACUCGCACCCGCCAACUCGCAUCUUCGGAGACACUAUCACUGCCCAUCACGUAACUAAGGGUCGUCUUGGAAGCGGCUCUCCAGGUUUACCGCCAACACUGCCAGCUCCAUCACCCAGUGCUUUGACCACAUCAGCUAGCGCAAACUUUCACUCUUCCACUCCAGCCCCUGCAACUACUAGCGCCAUAAAGAACUCCACUUCAGCUGCUAGCUUCACUACACACGCUGUUAUUGAGACAAGAAGUUUUGGACCACAGACAUUGCCUUUACGCUCACAGGUAGCACAAAAUAAAGCAGGGCCAGCUAAAACUGUAGUAUCAGCGGUGGGCGCCGUUGGUAACGUGUCACUGCACAGCUCUAAUGAUUCUGGAUUCUCCAAUGAACCUCCGCCACAGCCCGAUGUUGAUUACAGCGAUGAAGAGGCCCAGAGACUUCGUGUACCUAUAAGUAAGUCUGGGCAAGCAGCCAACAAUCAUAAAGCCUAUCUGCUCAAAACGCAAAGCCUGAAACGACCUCAGAGGCCUGUAAACGCCAAUGGUUAUUUAACGGACGACCAACAGUUAAUGCUACGAAACAUGCUUGACAUGGACAAAGACUCCCAAAAAGUCAAAAGAACAAAAUCGUUCUGGAAAUUCGGACGUACAACAUCUGAAGAAAUAAUGGAAGGCAUGUCACUUUGGCAACAUAGAGAUAUAGUCGAUACUGUGCCAGAGUACAAGAUGAAACUUUUUACUAAAAUUAAAAAGGAAUUGAGACCAGCUCCUGAAGUGCCUGAGCUAAGAAAACCACCAAGCCCCGAAAAAUCCCCUCCAGUCGAACCGGUUCAGCCGCGCAUUAAAGAAACAAUUGAUAGAAAAGAGAUGAAAGUCCCUAACGGAAUUAGACAAGCUAGAAGUUUAGGAUCCAUACAAGCUGAAGACCGCAUGGAAAAAGUUAGAAAUGGGGGUGACAAUUAUCCAUCGAUGAAUAAAAAAAGCAUGUCAGAAAAAUCCAUCGCUGAAGAGAAAAGUGAAGAUUUCAUACCAAGAAAUGAAUCAAGACACUCCGAUAUGACUAAUACAAGUACAAUAAAAACAAACUUUGAAAACAGUUUCUACAAUGAUGAGACUGGUGAAGGUUUUGUGAUGAAGACGGUGAAACGAAGAGAGAUUUUACAAAGAUAUGACAAUGACAGCAGUUCUGAAGUCAAUUCUGUUGCUUCCAGUACCGAUCCUUACGAUUGCAUCAUCGUUGAUGACCACAUGACACCGAGGAAGCAGCAAGAAAUUGAAAGACGUCGCCAGGCAAGAUCGCUUGACGAUGAUAUUAAAAAACGCAAAGAAAAUGCGUACAUGCCCGAGUUUGAGGAAAUAGAGAUAACUCCAAUAAAGCCCCAUGUUCGUGCCACACUUUCUUCUGAAAAAUCUAAGAAGUCCUCUCACGAACGUUCUCCACCCAAAACUAUGGAAUUUAAAACAUUCAAAGACAACUCAAAAGAAAUUAAAACUUAUUCCGCUUCAUCGGAGACUCUGAAAUAUAAAGAUAACGAGAUCAAAACUGAUCGGUAUGGUAUCCCAACUAAAAGGAAUCCGAAUGAUAUCAGAAAUGAAGACUCAUAUAAUGGUGUUGAUGAAGGAACUCUUAAAUAUAAAAAGCGUUCAAGUAAAGAAGAAAAAAUUCGGAAGAACAAUUAUGAAAAUGACAAAAACCAUAAGGAAGAGUAUCCACAGGUCGAAAUGAGAAACCAAAAGAAGGAAAUACGGCCACGUAAUGAUUAUGACAACCGCGAACCACGUAUUGAUUAUUCCUUGGAUAGACGAAACAUAAGGAAGGACUUAACAAAUCCAAAGAACAGAGAUUUCAAAAACAGAAGCAAACUAAAUAAAAGUUAUGAUGACAGCUCCUUACAAUACAACGGGCGUAGAGAAGAACGUUAUUAUGAGUCGAAUAUUUCAUACUUCAGCGACCAAGAGCGACGUGUAUCGCGAUACGAUUACGAAACAGACUCGAAAAAAGCUGAAAAGUCGAAAAUACGACAAGAAGAAGCGAGACUGGAGGCGAGACGAUUCAUAGAUCGUAAUAGUGAAGGACCUUAUAGCGAGUCUGAUGAUCAGAAAUUUAAUGAAGCCUUGAAACAGCAAAGACCACAACUACUACCUCGAACUAAAUUACUGAAACGGACGGUCGAAGGAAGUGAGUUACCGGAGGAUGGACAUACAUUUGGUCCGUGGUACGAUUUGUGGGGUCGGGAAACUGCAGUUUACAAGUAGAAUAGCUUAGGUUUGCGUUAUUUUUAAUUAGCUACUAGAUGGUCCUUUGUUUAUAUUACGUAUUAUUCAUUUUGUUGCUAGUUUUUCUCUACAAGAAUUGCUAGAGUUUUGAAAUCCGAUGUUUUUAAUAUCUUAAUAUAACCAAUAUACAAUUGUAAUUACUCCAAGGUGGUGAAAGUUAGCUGACUUGAAUUAACUUAUACGAUAUUUUU
Messenger RNA from Hyposmocoma kahamanoa, 4084 nucleotides. RefSeq names its product brain-specific angiogenesis inhibitor 1-associated protein 2 (gene IRSp53). The record is from RefSeq and is a predicted model, not a curated record. Gene Ontology annotation, biological process: plasma membrane organization; actin crosslink formation; positive regulation of actin filament polymerization. The transcript is spliced from 15 exons. Gene Ontology annotation, molecular function: protein binding. Gene Ontology annotation, cellular component: nucleoplasm; cytosol. Lineage: Eukaryota; Metazoa; Arthropoda; Insecta; Lepidoptera; Cosmopterigidae. The coding region runs from base 297 to 3872 and encodes 1191 amino acids.